CACGCGAGAGCGCGGGCUGCAUACCACGGCAGCGCGUCGUUUCGAAGCUCUCGACGGCGUUCGGUGCGCGUCAGAUCGCGUGUUCUCAACUCGAAGCUAAAAACUUGAGUAAUUCCGUAGCACGAUGCUCGCCGAGCUCGAGGCGACGGUCGCGGAGUUUGUGCGUGACAAGUGAAAGACAGCCGCCUUCGCCUUAGUUUACCCGCGUCUGCGUUUACGUCUGUGGUCAUGGAGACCGUCUGACGCUCGGAUAUUUACCGUAGACUCGCCCAGUGAACGUGCUCUGAACCGGCCAGUCUCUCUCGAGUCAAGAUUCAACCAACCAAGAUUAUGUGAACAUCAUCCACGACGCUCUUGUAGACGAUCGAUCGCGAUCGAUAAGAGUAUAUACGCGGAUUCGUGGAUAAAAAGAAGACAUGGCUUUGGCUAAGAUCAAGAGUUUCAUAGACACCGGUCUAAAAACCGUGUCCACGCCGUUGGAUCGCACGGUGAAUCUGGAACCGGAAGUAGGCAUUAGGAUCGUUCAUUCGAUUAACGAGAAGGCGCUUCACGUGACCGUUCUUGGUGCUCGACAUUUGCCACAGAAUUUCGGUUUCACCCGUGUCAACAGCUACGUCGUCAAGGUAAAGUUGAUACCUGGAAAGGAAAAGUUCGAGACCACAUCGAGGAAUGAGUCGUGGCCACAAUGGAACGAGGAAUUCGUGUUCCAUCUUCGAAAAGAGACCAAGCAAACAUUUGGCAAAACGAAAGUAGUUGAAGAAGAAAUCAAUGGGUCGAAGUUCAUCGUGGCGACUCUGUACGCCAUACUCGAGGAUAAACCGUUGAUAGCGACUGACAAGAAGGACGCUGACAAGGAGAAAACCUCGUCACCGGCUAAGGAAUCGCCGAAGAAAGGCGGGAAGAAGAAAGAUGGUCAAGGAGCAUCCACGGAAACUCAGGAACCGACGAAGAAUAAAUUACUCAGCCAGUUUUUUGGCAAAUCGUCAGAUAAGAGCACCGAAACCUCGGUUACGGAAAGGAAAAUGUAUGAUAAAAGAAGAACAGUAGGUGCAACGACGAUUUCCCUCGAUCCGAAGAAUUUUACCUCAAAACCACCCAAACCCAAGCACCCGGGCGAUGUGUCCACGGGCGACAUGUGGCGGCCACUGCGACCGAUCGCUAGCGGUAUCUCUGGGGCUGAGGAAAGGAAGGAAAAUAAGAAAGGCCAGGUCGAAUUAUCUCUGUGUCAAGAGAAGGCCGACAAAAGGGAAGAGGGUAGCGAGACAUUGAUAUUGUCCCUGCAUCGUCUAAGAUGUUCGUUGCAAACGAUGCACGAGCACGAGGCAUUGAAAGGACAGAUGUAUAUUAAAAUGUCUGUUGUGGACAACGGGAAAGUGACUCAUUUUUGGAAGAGCGAUCGUUUCGCGCCGUGUGUAUCGAUGAAGUUCAAUCCUGAUGCCGCCAGAGUGACCGCGGAUAAUCCGUAUCAGGGUGCCCUCAACGAUGUUAGUUUUGUGAUCAAGUUCGUCUCUAAAAAUAAGAUGGGGAAGAAAACGACUGUCGGUCACUUCGUGAUCGGAGCAGACGUCGGUGGACCCUAUGGUGAACAAUGGAAACAGGCACUAGCGAAACCGGGGCAGCAGAUAACGAAAUGGCUGGCAUUCGAAUGAGAACGAAAGGCAGUCACGAAUUGAUCGAUAAAUUAUUGAGCCGCGGGAGUCUCUACUUUUACUCGAUUUUCCAUUCGAGCGUAAACCUACUUUCAGCUCACGCGAAUUUUAUGAAUAAUUGAUCGCGGUCGAUAGUGCCGUUCCUAAGAAUUACUUAGGUAAACUUUCAUGGACAACGCAGCGUAUAUCGUUGCUCCAUGAACUACGAAAUCUUUUUAUAUUUUUUUUUAAUAACAUGCGCUAUACGAAAGUCUUUUGUAUCCUGUACAUAUCAUUUUUUUUACGAACUUUAACCGUCCACAAUUUUACGAAAGGAACUUUGAAAGUUUCUGCUAGGAAUCGGAACGAUAGAGCCGUCCAAUACAUAAGUGCCUGGGAACUUGAUUGUGGGAGUGCACGAGAUUGACGCGACAGUGCAAUUCUUUCUGUCGCUAAGAGACUAAAUUUUGUGCCAGAGGAAAUUUAAGUUACGUUGUAAAAUAUUAUUACGUUGAUAGACUUAAUAGAUUGUAAUUUUACGUUAGCAUUCUACUAAUAUCAACGGCAAAGUAUUCUUUUCUACGUGCAUAAAAUUUUACAUAGUAUUUUACAUUACGGCCAAUUCGGUGUUAAUCGCGCUGGUAGAAAUUUUGCUCACUGUUCUACGUGUAUUAACAUGUAACAUAUAAUCGACUAUGUAUUUUGUAAACGACUAUUUACACAUAUAUAAUUUACACACACACUACUGAGAAUUUAGCAUGUCUUAAGGUCUAAACAGUCACACCAAAAAAUUGUAUGUACCAUGUUAUUAAUAUGCACGCGUCUGUAUAACAGAGAUAUAUUUUCAAUGUAAUAAACCUGUUGUUAUACGUAAA
Molecule: messenger RNA, 2503 nt
Organism: Ceratina calcarata
Lineage: Eukaryota; Metazoa; Arthropoda; Insecta; Hymenoptera; Apidae
Exons: 5
Coding region: 417-1649 (410 amino acids)
Biological process (GO): calcium-ion regulated exocytosis
Cellular component (GO): plasma membrane; exocytic vesicle
Molecular function (GO): SNARE binding; phosphatidylserine binding; clathrin binding
Source: RefSeq, a predicted model, not a curated record